This is a messenger RNA of Dendroctonus ponderosae (mountain pine beetle), 3188 nucleotides long. RefSeq names its product regulator of telomere elongation helicase 1 homolog (gene Rtel1). Gene Ontology annotation, cellular component: nucleus. The record is from RefSeq and is a predicted model, not a curated record. NCBI's taxonomy places the organism in Eukaryota, Metazoa, Arthropoda, Insecta, Coleoptera, Curculionidae. The transcript is spliced from 15 exons. Gene Ontology annotation, biological process: DNA repair; DNA recombination; DNA replication. Gene Ontology annotation, molecular function: DNA helicase activity; DNA polymerase binding; ATP binding. The coding region runs from base 265 to 3117 and encodes 950 amino acids.
GGCAAUUACAUUGAGCUCUCCCUCCAAGAGAAACGACAAUAUCUCUGUCUCUUUUGCCAUGAAAGCUGCGGCUUUAGCCACAGAACACCUCUGAACUUUAGUUUUGGCCACAGGUUUCAGCUUUAGCGCUGUCAGUGCCACGGCCUUGUUAACCUCACAUUUGCUUUCCUACCGGUUUUGUUUAUUGAUUGCACAAAGACUAAAAAAAUACAUGGCGCGAAUUUUUCAUUAAUUUAAUAAUUGAACAAGCUAUAAUAAAAAAACAUGGGCGUUACAAUAGACAUCAAUGGCAUUCCUGUGGAUUUCCCAUUCAAGCCCUACGACAUCCAGAAAGACUACAUGAAAAAAGUGAUAGAAUGCAUCCAAAAUGAAACUACUGCGGUCUUGGAAAGCCCGACUGGAACUGGCAAGACUUUGUCUCUGUUGUGUAGCUCGCUGGCGUGGCUGCAGCUGAAAAAGGCCCAAAUUCAGGCUCAACGAUUUGCUAACGUAAAGAGCAGUUUCUCGAAAGGCACUGGCAAUGCCGAAUCCGCAGCUGCCUUAAGCAACUUCCUAGAUGUGGACGAAAAGGCCCUUGGCCUGGCAAGUGGAAGAGAGUUUCUGGGCCUUCCCACAAUCAUCUAUGCGUCCAGAACCCACUCGCAAUUGACGCAAGCAGUUCAAGAACUGAAGCGAACAGCCUACAAUCACAUGAAUUGCUCAGUGCUUGGCUCUAGAGAGCAGCUGUGCAUCCACCCAGAAGUGCUGGCUGAACCAGACCGAGCGGCCAAGCUGCAUAUGUGUCGUAUGAAGGUUUCAACGAAAUCUUGCCAUUACAACAACAAAGUCGACCGAAUGAAAGACGAUCCUGAAAUCUGCAAUACACCCAUUCUCGAUAUAGAAGACAUGGUUAAAUUGGGAAACAAACGCACUUUUUGUCCGUAUUACAUGACCAAGGAAAAGAAGCAAAACGCUGAUAUAAUUUUUACACCCUACAACUAUCUGUUGGAUCCAGUUGCAAGGAAAUCUUUAGGUUUAAAGUUAUCGAAUGCUGUGAUCAUCCUUGAUGAGGGCCAUAAUGUGGAAAAAGUCUGCGAAGAAUCGGCCUCUAUUGAUGUAAAAUCCAGUGACAUCGCGCUGGCUAUUGAUGAAACAACCAACAUCAUGAAAAUGGUAUCGGAGACGCCAGCUUUAUUCGAUGAACUGCCCAGUAGCGGAGCUACAAUGGAUCCGGAACAAUUAGCCAACUUGAAGAUGAUGCUGAUCGAAUUUGAAAAGGCCCUAGACGAAGUGUCUCUAACUAAAAGUGCUGGAGACGAAAUUGCCCAUUUUCCAGGCGAUUUUAUUUUCGAGUUGCUCGAAAAAGCCCAAAUUACAUUGGCAAAUUUUCAACCAAUUUCUGGCCUUAUCGACAGCAUGAUUCAGUACCUGACUGCCCAGAACGAUGGUCCUUUUGCCAGAAAGGGCAAAGGAUUGCAACUUUUUAUGGAUUUUCUUACAGUCACAUUUAGUUCAAAGGCCACAAAGGACAAGAUCAAGCACUGCUAUAAAGUGUAUGUGAGGGAAGAUGAGUCCAAUGAAAAAGCUGGAAAACAGAAACUUAACACUUGGCUCAGUAAAGGCUCUAUUAGUGGCCGCGGCAGGAUUCUAAGCUUCUGGUGUUUUAGUCCGGGGUUCGGAAUGGAUUUUAUCGUUUCACAGGGCAUCAAGUGCCUCAUUCUAACCAGCGGCACUUUGGCUCCACUCAAGCCCUUAAUUUCCGAACUAGAGCUCAACGUAACAAUCAGCUUGGAGAAUCCGCAUAUUGUUACGGAAGAUCAGAUUUGCGUGAAAGUUUUAACUAAAGGCCCCGAUGGUGAAUCUCUUAAUAGCAGCUUUAGAAACAGGGACAACCCAAAAUACGUGUCCUCUCUAGGCAGAGCGAUUGUGAACUUGACGCGAAUUAUCCCUAGUGGGUUGCUUAUCUUUUUCCCCUCUUAUCCCAUUAUGCAGAAAUGUCAGACUGCAUGGGAGGCCGAGGGAAUAUGGUCGAGCAUUCUGGCUCAAAAGGCGAUAUUCGUGGAACCAAAGGGCAAAGAAGCAUUCAGCGCCGCUAUGACUGGUUACUACGAAAAAGUUCAAGAUCCCAACUUAAAAGGCGCGAUAUUCAUGGCGGUGUGCAGAGGAAAAGUGUCCGAAGGACUGGACUUUGCCGAUGCUAACGGCCGCGCUGUGAUUAUUACCGGCUUGCCUUAUCCACCCUUAAAAGAUCCACGGGUUAUCCUGAAAAGACGCUACUUGGAUGCUUGCCACGCUCAAGACAAAGAUUAUUUAACUGGGCAAACUUGGUAUUCCCUUGAAGCGUCCCGAGCAGUCAAUCAGGCUAUUGGUCGGGUAAUCCGCCAUAGGCACGAUUAUGGGGCGAUUUUACUCCUAGACGAACGGUUCAAUGGGCUCCAGGUAAGGAACCAAAUGUCCAUGUGGCUGCGCAAUCACAUCAAAGUAGUGAAUAAAUAUGGGGAAGUUAUUCGAGACCUCAGUCAGUUUUUCAGAAAAGCCCAAAACGAGUUGCCAGCUCCCGUAUCGAAAGCUCUGCUGCCGUCCGCAGCAGCGUUUGAGCUUCCAAAGUCAUACAGCAAAAAAGGGUUCUUUGAUUUUCCCGGUGGUUCUUCCACAUCGACAGAUUCUUUGAGUUCGCAGUCAAGUCUGUCGAGCGGGACUGAGGAUUUAAUACAGAAAUACUUGGGAUCAAGCGAUAAUCCGAAUGGAACAGUAACAAUACACUCAACAAAGAGGGACAACUGCGAAGUGCUGACGAAUAAAAACAAAAGAAAAAAAAUCAAUCUCACUUACCGACCGCACUACUUGGACGCGAUGGAACGAACAGACGCUCAACCGGAUCAUAUGUCCGGAAUAAGCGAAUACGUCCUUAUGGUAAAGUCGAAGCUGGGCCCGAAUUUCGCCACUUUUGCCGAGCAUCUGCGACAAUAUCACACUACUAGGAACAUAGCAGCAUUCAUAGCAAGCGUGGAUCCAUUAAUACCCCACAAUCUUCGAUACAUUCUCAGUGGGUUGGAUCCGUUUCUCAAAAAUCCCCAACAGUCUGAGUAUAGGAACUUUUUAAGACGAAAUAAUUUGGUUAUUCCUGAGGAUUUAUAGUCGCAAAUGGAGAAAAUUAUGUCUUUGUUUUUUAUACCAAGAUAUCUUUGAUGAAUAAAUUCGUAAUUGUU